AUGGUCGACAAGUACAGGAGACUCCUGCUGGUGGAGGCUGAGAGGGCCAGUCCGUCAUCUGAGAUCGUGAUGAUCGACCGAACCUUUAAUCAGGAGGAGCGCAGCGCCCUGACGCAGGACAAGCGCACUGUGCUGCUGGACCCAGACGGUUUCCUAGACGACUUCUGCUGCGGCGUCAGGUCCAGUCUGUUCUCACCCCCUCCCCCUCCUCCCCCCCUCUCUCCCCCAUCUGGACCCACGUCCUACUUCUCGGACUCGCCGGCGUCGCCCUGCUCCUCUGGCUCGGCGCUCAGGACUGACCCUGUGCAGCCUCCGUACUCUGACCCAGGAGGCGGGGGAGGGGGGGGAGGAGCGGGGGGAGAGCCGCACAGACCCCACAAAAAUGAGCUCAAACUCAAAUUCCACACGUCGGCGUUUGCAGCAGGACGCUACGUCUCCGCGACACACAGCGAUACGGACUCGGCGCUGGAGGCUGCCGUCAACAGCAUCUUAGAAUGUUAA
This is a messenger RNA of Knipowitschia caucasica, 501 nucleotides long. The record is from the annotation of a GenBank genome assembly. NCBI's taxonomy places the organism in Eukaryota, Metazoa, Chordata, Actinopteri, Gobiiformes, Gobiidae.